Molecule: messenger RNA, 581 nt
Organism: Nerophis ophidion (straightnose pipefish)
Lineage: Eukaryota; Metazoa; Chordata; Actinopteri; Syngnathiformes; Syngnathidae
Product: actin-related protein 2/3 complex subunit 1A-like
Exons: 1
Coding region: 93-581 (162 amino acids)
Biological process (GO): Arp2/3 complex-mediated actin nucleation
Cellular component (GO): Arp2/3 protein complex; actin cytoskeleton
Molecular function (GO): actin filament binding
Source: RefSeq, a predicted model, not a curated record
CGAACCGUUCCCCUUUCGAGCUGCUUAGCUUGCCGGCCAAACGUGAGCGCACCGAGGAACCAGGAGAACUGCACUGAAGGACCACAUCCAAGAUGUCCCUUCAUCAGUUUCUGUUGGAGCCCAUCACCUGCCAUGCGUGGAACCGCGACAGGACACAGAUCGCCAUAAGUCCCAACAACCACAAAGUUCAUAUUUAUAAGAAGAGCGGCAACCAGUGGGUCAAGACUCACGAGCUGAAGGAACACAACGGAUGCAUUACAGGCAUUAAUUGGGCCCCAAAGAGUGACCGCAUAGUGUUGUGUGGAGCGGACCGCAAUGCCUACAUGUGGUCUCAGAAGGAAGGCGUGUGGAAGCCCACGCUGGUCAUUCUCAGGAUCAACAGAGCUGCCACCUUCGUCAAGUGUGGCCCGCCUCUUCGUUCCGCUGCAUGCUCCGCCUCCUGGUCGCGGUUUGUUCUAUCUUGCUGUCGGCUCGUCGGCUCCGUCUCUCCACACUACACUUGCAGCAAAUGUCAAAAGACUUGCCAUUCCUGCAUGGAGCUGUACAGCCACAGCAGGCACUCCACAUCCACCACAGACUGA